Molecule: messenger RNA, 1323 nt
Organism: Salvia hispanica
Lineage: Eukaryota; Viridiplantae; Streptophyta; Magnoliopsida; Lamiales; Lamiaceae
Product: scopoletin 8-hydroxylase-like
Source: RefSeq, a predicted model, not a curated record
AAAUCGACGGCACCCAAUAAAAUGCUAUGCUCUGCCGCCUCCACCGCGGCGCUCUGCUAUUCGAUCAGUUGCUGAAAUGUCCUCGCAAACUCAUGCUGCUCCGACGCUUUCAACGGUUACUAUCUCCUACGAUCAAUUGAAGGAUACAAGUGCUGAUUUAUCGGAUAAAAUAGAGCUCGGAUUUGGCCCCAACGGCCUCGGAAUUCUCUCCGUAUCGAAUGUGCCAGGUUAUCAAUUACUGCGUCGAAAUCUUUUAUGCCUUGCACCUAGAUUAGCUAGCCUACCGGAAGAUGUAAAGCGGCAACUUGAAGAUCCUAUCAGUAGGUACAAUUUUGGAUGGAGUCAUGGAAAAGAAAAACUUGAGUCCGGAAAACCAGAUACGUUAAAGGGAUCAUUCUAUGCCAAUCCGAUACUUGAUGUCCCCACAAAUGACCAAUCACUUGUUAAAAGGUAUCCUUCUUACUGUGGACAAAAUAUAUGGCCUCAUGAUGUGUUGCCUGAACUUGAACUGGCCUUUAAAGCUCUUGGAAUGUUGAUACUGGAUGUUGGGUUACUAUUGGCACACCAUUGUGAUCAAUAUACAUCAAAUGGGUUGAAAAAGCAUGAAAAUGGAAGUUUGCAGCAAAUACUUCUUCGAUCUCGAUGCCACAAAGGCCGUCUCCUUUAUUAUUUUCCAUCCCAUGAUUGCACUUCUCUUGUAGAUGGUGAUAGUGGCUCUAUGUCAUCAUGGUGUGGAUGGCAUACAGAUCAUGGUUCCCUUACAGGUCUUACUCGUGCAAUUUUCACGAGGGAUACAGAUACUGCAGAAAUACCUUGUCCAGACAGCAUUGCAGGCCUUUAUGUAAAAACACGUUCAGGUCAAAUAGUCAAAGUGGUGUAUGGGGAAGAUGAAAUUGCCUAUCAAAUAGGUGAAACAACGGAGAUACUGUCAGGAGGUCAACUAUGCGCAACACCACAUUGUGUUCGGGCACCAAAAGGCGAGGUGGCAUCUGGUGUUGAACGUUCUACAUUUGCAUUAUUUAUGCAACCUAACUGGGAUGAAAAGCUUGUUUUUCCAGAGCCGGUGAACAUUCAUGAGUUUAUUAUUCCAAAGGGAUCCAUUUCUUUUGGAGAUUACACCGAAAAUGUGCUGGACAAGUAUUACGACCCCAACGCAUAAAACUGUAAACUCUAUCAUUCAGAAACACAACUGAGUUAUGGUGCCAGGGAGGAUGCGAAGAUUAUAUCAACAUUCUAAAAACAAUAUACAACAUCGUUUUGUCAUUUUGAUAAGUUUUAAACUUAAGUUCAUUUUCAUUGAGACACUACCUCACAAUAUAAAAU